This is a messenger RNA of Danio aesculapii, 1746 nucleotides long. Its product is annotated as core histone macro-H2A.1. The transcript has 9 exons. NCBI's taxonomy places the organism in Eukaryota, Metazoa, Chordata, Actinopteri, Cypriniformes, Danionidae. Gene Ontology annotation, molecular function: structural constituent of chromatin; protein heterodimerization activity; DNA binding. The record is from RefSeq and is a predicted model, not a curated record. Gene Ontology annotation, cellular component: nucleosome. The coding region runs from base 160 to 1233 and encodes 357 amino acids.
UGCGCGCACUCGUCUGUCUCUCGGGAGCGGCCUGUGCUGUGCUGUCAGAUGAGCGCACACUGAUCAGUGGACGGUGGAGGAUCGGUCAUCUGUCGCAGGUCAUCUGUCCGGUGUGUGUCGCAGCAGUGUAGCAGGGGACUGAGCCUCUCUAGCCUCAGGAUGUCCAGUCGUGGAGGGAAGAAGAAGGUCAGUAGGGGCUCUCGCUCAGCCCGUGCUGGAGUGAUCUUCCCUGUGGGCCGCAUGCUGCGCUUCUUCAGGAGAGGCCUUCCCAAAUACAGGAUCAGUGUGGGCGCUCCGGUGUACAUGGCUGCGGUGCUGGAGUACCUGACUGCUGAAAUCCUGGAGCUGGCAGGAAACGCAGCCAGAGACAACAAGAAGGGCCGCGUCACACCCAGACACAUUCUACUAGCCAUCGCUAAUGAUGAGGAGCUUCAUCAGUUGCUGCGGGGCGUCACCAUCUCCGCUGGGGGGGUUUUACCCAACAUCCACCCAGAGCUGCUGUCCAAGAAGAGGGAGAGCCGAGAGAAGCUGGAGGCCGCCGUCACUGCUCCACCAUCCAGGAAAACAAGCAAAACAGCCGCUGUCAGGAAACUGCACAGCCAGAAGCCCUCAACAGGAAAGAGGCGGUCUGCUAAAGCGUCUGGUGGACAGAGCGCUCCUGCUGGCGGAUUCACCGUCCUGUCCUCUAAAAGCUUAUUCCUGGGCCAGAAGCUGCAGGUUGUUCAGGCUGAUAUCGCCAGCAUAGAGAGUGAAGCGGUCGUUCAUCCCACCAACUCCAGCUUCUACAUGGGUGGGGAAGUAGGCAGCGCUCUGGAGAAGAUUGGAGGAAAAGAGCUGUCAGACGCUGUUCUGGAGCUGCGCAAGAGCAACGGCCCCCUGGAGGUGGCAGGAGCCGCCAUCAGCUCCGGGUUUGGUCUUCCGGCCAAGUUCGUGAUCCACUGCAACAGUCCGGCGUGGGGCUCAGACCAGUGUGAGGAGAUGCUGGAGAAAACCGUCAAGAACUGCCUGGCUCUGGCGGAUGAGCAGAAGCUGCGGUCGGUGGCGUUCCCCUCCAUCGGCAGCGGCAGGAAUGGCUUCCCGAAGCAGAAGGCCGCUCAGCUCAUCCUGAAGGCCAUCUCCAGCUACUUCGUGACCACCAUGUCCUCCUCCAUCAAGACAGUGUACUUCGUGCUGUUUGACAACGAGAGCAUCGGGAUAUACGUGCAGGAGAUGGCCAAACUCGACAGCAAAUGAGCCGCCGGUGAAGGAAAACAGAUGAGUUACGCUUAGAGAUGAUUGUCUUCUGGACUGCACUACACUUGAUGAAUGAAAUAUGAGAUAUGCAUAUGAUGUAUAAGGGAAGUUCAGGGAUAAACACACACAACAUGAUUAAAUAUGCACUGAAAAUGGUGGCAGUUAAAGGAGUAGAUCCCCAAAACAUGAACAUUUACUCACUGUUUACUCUCUCUCAUGUGGUUUUAAACCUUUAUGAGUUUCUGUUGAACACUAAAGAAGAUAUUUAGAAGAAUGUUGGAAACCUGAUGUGUAUGUAAUAUGGGUUAAAAUGAUGAGAUCAAUGACAUAUUUUGGUACCUUAUGAUUGACAGCAGCUGUUGUUUUCUUCUGACAGGGUGGGUUUAUGUUUGUUAUGUUGCUGCGUAAUUUAAUCUCUCAUUUCCUCUGUUCUGUGAGUGUAUCAGGAAUGUUAAUAUGCAAAUGAUGUGCCUGAAUUAACUCAACAGAUUUAUAAUGAACAUUAAUCAGAAA